CAUAGGCUUUGAGAGCCUCUCACGUGCACUGACUCUGAGUUUGCAUUUGUUUUGAUGUUUUCAUUGCAAUUAACCGACAAUUGAUGCAAACAGUUAUGAAUCAGAUGAGGAUCUUCUCCAACAUUGCCCUCAAAUGUGGUCCAAACCAUACAUUCACUCAUCACUUCAGACGAACUCUGUGCUCAUCUCAAGACACCAAACAAGACAUGAGAGACCCUUUGCGGGACAGGAGUCGAGUGAUUACUCCGGAACAGAGUAUUCAGUAUCUGAAGAGCACAGCCUUUAAGGAGACGUACGCUCACCACAAGGUCUGGCAGUUAUUUCGGCGUAACUUUAAGGGCCAGUACUCGCCGUAUAAAUCCCGCAGCACUUGUAUUAUCGAUGACUAUGUCUACACAUCCAAUCCCUGUCCCAUUUGUCGCGACCAGUAUCUCGUACUUCACUAUACGAACAUGGAUCUACUCAAUCACUUCAUUAAUCCUCAUUCGGGUUAUGUCUACGAGAAUACCAUUCUAUGUCUUUGUGCCAAACAAUACGAACAGCUAUUGGUUGCCAUCACUUUGGCUAAAGACUGCGGGCUCUUGACGUUUGAGCAUGGUGGUGUUGGUGGUGACCCUGGUCCAGUGAGUGCGAGGCACCGACUCUUUGCCAGUGUUGCCGAAUCGUCGGCGAACGGUCAGCAAUGGCACCGACCGGCGGAACUGAUCCGCAAUAUCGGGAUAUCGGCGCACAUCGACAGCGGGAAGACUACUCUGACUGAACGGGUUCUCUACUAUUGCGGGCGAAUCCAAGAGAUGCAUGAAGUGAAGGGUAAGGACCAGAUCGGCGCCACAAUGGACUCCAUGGAGUUGGAGAGGCAGAGGGGCAUCACCAUCAAGUCGGCCGCCACUUAUGUGAACUGGAAGGGCACUGCCAUCAACAUCAUCGACACUCCCGGACACGUGGACUUCACGGUCGAAGUGGAGAGAGCCCUACGAGUGCUCGACGGGGCAGUACUCGUGCUCUGCGGGGUAGGAGGCGUUCAGUCGCAGACCAUGACUGUCACCCGACAGAUGAGGAGGUAUGACGUGCCGUGCAUUGCAUUCAUCAACAAAUUGGACCGAAUGGCUGCCAAUCCUUAUCGAGUGAUCGAUCAGCUCAGACACAAACUCGGAUUCAACGCCGCUUUCCUUAAUAUACCCAUUGGUCUCGAGUCGAAACACACGGGUAUUGUGGACCUCAUCCACCGAAAGGCCGUAUUCUUUGAGGGCAAUAAUGGUGAAAUUGUUAGAGAGGGUGACGUUCCCGAAGAUAUGGUGUCCAUAAUGGAGACCAAACGCCAAGAACUGGUUGAAUGUCUGUCUAAUUGUGACGAUAUUUUGGGUGAAAUGUUUCUUGAUGAAAAGCAACCAAACAAUCAGCAAAUAAUGGAUGCAAUUCGUCGCUCGUGUAUAGCUUUAAAGUUCAUACCAGUGCUGACCGGAAGCGCCUUAAAGAACAAAGGGGUUCAGCACUUGUUGGACGCUGUCAUCAGUUAUCUGCCGAAUCCAUCGGAAGUGAAGAACUACUCUCUAGUGCACGAAGAGGAGGGCUCGGCUCCGAAGCGGCUGCUAAUGAAUGCGGAAAGAAGUGACAGUAAUAUGUUUGUGGGACUGGCAUUCAAGUUGGAGGCAGGCCGUUUUGGACAGUUGACGUAUAUGCGCGUAUAUCAGGGACUGUUACGGAAAGGUAGUUAUAUAUAUAACUCUCGGACCGGCAAGAAGGUGAAGGUCUCGCGAUUGGUUCGAAUGCAUUCCAACCAAAUGGAGGAAAUCGAUGAGGCGUUGGCCGGAGAUAUCUGUGCCCUCUAUGGCGUCGACUGCGCCAGUGGUGACACUUUUGUCACUCAAAGAGAAUCCAAUAUAUCGAUGGAAUCCAUAUAUAUUCCCGAAGCCGUCAUCUCGAUGUCGAUGAAGACAGUGUCGAAGGACUCGAUGGAGAACUUUCUCAAAGCCAUCACUCGCUUCUGCAAAGAAGAUCCCACUUUUCGGAGCCAUUGGGACGAUGAGAGCAAAGAGACUAUAGUCUCAGGAAUGGGUGAAUUGCAUCUCGAAAUCUACGCCCAACGCAUGGAAAGGGAGUACAACUGUCCCGUCAUUUUGGGCAAACCUAAAGUGGCGUUCAGGGAGACGAUAGUGCGGUCGUGUCCUUUCGAUUACUUACACAAAAAACAGAGUGGAGGCGCCGGACAGUACGGCUGCGUUCAGGGAGUAGUCGAGCCGUUGCCUCCGCACCAAAACACACAGAAUAUAUUCUCAGACGAGACGUCCGGUCCUAAUAUACCCAAACAUUUCGUGCCAUCCAUUCGCAAAGGGUUCCAACAGAUGUGCGAAAAGGGACCUCUUAGUGGACACAAACUCAUUGGCCUUAAGUUCCGACUCCGAGACGGCAAACAUCACUGCGUCGACUCUAAUGAUAUGGCAUUCAUGUUGGCCGCACAGGGAGCUAUGCGCCAGACCUACGAUAUGGGCAAAUGGCAAAUCCUGGAGCCCAUCAUGAAUGUGGAGGUGAGCUGUCCCUCCGAGUUUCAGGGAGAGCUCAUCGGACAGGUAUCCCGACGCUCAGGGGUUCUCCUCUCAACCGACGAAUCAAACAAUUGGUUCACAAUUAAUGCCGAAGUUCCGCUCAACGAUAUGUUCGGAUUCGCCGGUGAGUUGAGGUCAUCCACGCAGGGAAAGGGAGACUACACUAUGGAGUACUGCAGAUACUCUCCCACCAGACCUGAUGUCACGCAACAACUCAUCGAACAAUACAAUCAAGAGUUGGAAACAAACAGACAAAUGAAGAAAAAGAAUAAAUAAUAUAUUCAUUGGAUUACAGAUUAUAGUCAUUAGAGUCAGACAUGUCUUGAGUUUGUAAUCAAUAAAUGGGUUUUUGUCACAAUUGUUGCC
This is a messenger RNA of Oppiella nova, 2909 nucleotides long. The record is from the annotation of a GenBank genome assembly. NCBI's taxonomy places the organism in Eukaryota, Metazoa, Arthropoda, Arachnida, Sarcoptiformes, Oppiidae.